Melanotaenia boesemani (Boeseman's rainbowfish) is the source of this 3348-nucleotide messenger RNA. Its product is annotated as cell wall protein DAN4-like. NCBI's taxonomy places the organism in Eukaryota, Metazoa, Chordata, Actinopteri, Atheriniformes, Melanotaeniidae. The record is from RefSeq and is a predicted model, not a curated record.
UCGCAACAGGAAAACCUAUGAUGAUGUUUUACUUUUACUCCCUCUACUGGUCUUGUUACAGCGGAAACUGUGGCUACACCAGUACAGUAGUCCCAGAACUAUAAUUGACAGUAGCGAUAACUCACCACUAUACAACAUCAAUGGUGUGAACUGAAACAGUUGAGACGAGGAAUCUCUACAACGACAGACCGUUUGAGAUGUGGGCAGCAAGCUGCUGCUGGGUUUACAACAACGUUAUUUAGGAUAUGGCAUGAGUUGGAGACUGAACACUCUUGUGGAUUUGGGAAUAAGAUCCGAUACUCACCAACCAAACAGAUCUCCCAGAGACCGCCAUUCUUCCUGUCAUGAGAGUUCCUGAGAACUGCCCACGGGCUUAUAGGCUGCCGUCCUUUGACCCUGAUGGUGACAGAGUCCGAUGCAGGUAUGGAACUAUCAGCAAUGUAGAAUGUGCCAGUUGCAUCCAACCCUCAGGCUUCCACCUUGAUCAGGACACUUGCACAUUGCACUACUACUAUACCAAUGCAAAUCCUGCAGUUAAUACAUUUGAGUUGGUGGUAGAAGACUACUCGCGAGGACACAUCAACCUGUUCUACGCAGACGGAUCACAGUCCCACAAGCAUCCACUGCUUGCAAGGAGAAGGAGGCAGUUGCAGCCAACCUCAGCAGGACCAUUAACACAAACAGCAACUGCAGCCACAACUACAACCAUGACAACUGCACCCACAUUAACUACACGCACAACAACUACAACCAUGACAACUGCACCCACAUUAACUACACGCACAACAACUACAACCAUGACAACUGCACCCACAACUGCACCCACAACAGGUGCAAGCACAACAACUGCACCCACAACUACGACCACAACAGCUGCACGCACAACAAUUGUACCCACGACAACUGCACCCACAACAGGUGCAAGCACAACAACUGCACCCACAACUACGACCACAACAGCUGCACGCACAACAAUUGUACCCACGACAACUGCACCCACAACAGGUGCAAGCACAACAACUGCACCCACAACAGCUGCAAGCACAACAACUGCACCCACAACUACAACCACAACAACUGCACCCACAACAGCUGCACGCACAACAAUUGUACCCACAACAACAACAUCCACGACAACUGCACCCACAACAACUACAACCACAACAACUGCACCCACAACAAUUGUACCCACAACAACAACAUCCACGACAACUGCACCCACAACAACUACAACCACAACAACUGCACCCACAACAGCUGCACGCACAACAAUUGUACCCACAACAACUACAACCACAACAACUGCACCCACAACUGCACCCACAACAACUGCAAGCACAACAAUUGUACCCACAACAACUACAACCACAACAACUGCACCCACAACUGCACCCACAACAACUACAACCACAACAACUGCACGCACAACAAUUGUACCCACAACAACUACAACCACGACAACCACAACCACCAGUUCUUAUCAAACCACAAGUCCACCAUACGUCAACACUCCUCCUCUCAGCCGACUGCCGCUGCAGUUCUCUGUGCUUGUGGACCCAGCUGUUCCCUCAUGUCAGGAGGGAAUGUACUUGCCCAUAUUUGUGUCCCCAACACCUGAAAAUGGAGCACACCUCACAGCAGUGGUCAACAAAGAGCUGGAGAUCAGAAUCAAAGCACAGGCGACACAUUCAGAUAUACAAGAUCUCCUCAUCAGCGGCCCGACAAACGUCACCAAGCACAAGACUACAAACAAUGACUUUCUCAUCAAGUGGACACCAGUCCCAGAUGACCUGGGAGAAUAUUUCCCAAUCUGCUUUGCUGUGGAAUCUGCUACAGGGUCGGCUCUACUCUAUUAUCAAAGCUCUCAUCCAUCCAGCUCACAUUCCCAUUCUAACUUUACCCCAAGUUCACAGUCUGGCAUCUAUCAGUCGGAGAUGAGAUGUGUUUUUGUGAACGUCAGGAAGGAGCAAAUUCAAGCCAAAGUGACCUGCAGUGAAACCACAAUGACAGUGGAGAUUGACAAAUCGUCCUUCUAUGGACUCCAACCGGAUCACGUUCGUCUCAGUGACCCCACCAACACCGCCUGCAGCCUGGAGAGGUACUCCAACAGCACUCACAUCGUUGGUGUCAUCCCCCUCAACGCUUGUGGUACUCAGAUCGAGGAAGAUGAUGACAACCUCUACUUCAAGAAUGAAGUCACCACAGUGGAGGACGUCACUGGGUUGAUAACCAGGAAGCACCUGGUGGAGGCUCGCUUCUACUGCCAGUACCCCAAAAGCAACGUGACCCUGGGCUUCACAGCACACAGAAAGAACGUCACGGUGUGGGAGAGAGGCUUCGGUACGUUCACCUACCAGUUUGAGUUCUACCCAGACAUCCAGUUCAGAACUAUGAUCGAUCCAAACUCGUACCCUCUGGAGUACGACAUCGGGAGCAGGAUUUACAUGCAGAUAGACGCCUCCUCCUCCAUCAACAACACCGUGAUGUUUGUGGACUCCUGCAGAGCUGCACCGUACGACAACCCCAACUACCAGCCAACCUACUCCAUCAUCGAGAACGGCUGCACAGUGGACCCGACUGCUCAGAUCUAUCCCACCUACAAUGAGAAGCAGUUCAAGUUCAGCAUGGAGGCCUUCAAGUUCAUUGGCUUGCAUGACCAGGUGUACAUCAGCUGCUCAGUCAUGAUGUGUGAAGCAGGGAACCCCAACACCAGGUGCUCACAGGGAUGUGUGAACUCCACAUCGUUGGGCAGUCACAUGCACUACCAUCGUAAGAGAGAGGCUGUCAUCCAGAGCGGCGAGCACUUCGUUUCCCAGGGUCCCCUGCGUCUGAAGCGGGCAGCAGACUCCAGGAUCGGAGGCUCAGACAUCAGCCUGAACCUGAACCUGGUUUUCAUCGCUGGAUGUCUUCUUGCUGCUGUUGGCAUGGUCUGUGGUGUGGUCCUGUACAAAACCAAGACGUCAAGGGUCAAGUACCAGCCUCUGCCCUCAUGUGAAAGCUAAAACUGCAGCGUGUACCAGCUCAAUACUUUUACCUGCUUUUAUUAUUCUAAUGUCAGAUUUUGGGUUUUGGUUCAUUUUCUCGUCUACAUUUAAGCUGAUUAAUGAUAUUUUAACAUCUUGAAGUGUGAAUCCAGCUGUUUUCAUUUAAGCUAAAAGAAGAAAUUAGUGUUUGUGCAUCUGGAAAACCAAAGAUUUCUUCCACUCUGAUUCUGCUGUUAAACACAACAAAGUGAUUGAAAAAUAUCCUGAUUUUAGCUCUUUUUUGUAAAACUCUGUGUUCAGAAGGAUUUAAAAAUACUGUUGUCCUGUUUGUUUUAUGUUUUCCAAUAAAGUGACCACCUAUAAA